AGAAUGAGGUGGCGAGCGUACAGAGGUUUUGGCGCGGCGCGCGUGCUCGGACCCGCGCUCAAGACGCCCACAAGAAUAUCCCCAAAGUGAGGCCAGGCCAGGGGGUUCGGGGGGGCAGCAUGAAGCCCCUCCUGCCGUUCCUGCCACUCCUGCUUCUGCUCAGCCCGGAUGUGCGCUGCGCCCCCGCCAACAAGAGGCUCCCCAAAAGCGACGCAGGCCCGCCGGGACCCCGGAACCCCGCCAAGCCCAAGUGGGCAAACGGGAGCACAGCGGCACCGGUGUCGGGUGCGGUCACGCAGCUGCGCGCCCCUGCCCUCCAGCACGACACAUGCCUGGGCUACUACGAUGUGAGUGGACAGUUCGACAAAGAGUUCGGUUGCAACAACACAGACCACCGCUUCUGUUGCGGCAGCUGUUUCCUACGCUUCUGCUGUGCCGACCGCGCUAAGCGUCUGGAGCAGACGUUCUGCACUAAUUACAACACGCCCGACUGGGUCAAGACGCAACCGCCCUCGCCCGCGCCCACCGGGGACACCUAUGACCCCGAGUUGGACCGCACCAACACCACCGUGUACAUCAGCUGCGGCGUGGUUGCGCUCGUGGUCGCCGUGGGGAUCUCCGCCAAGGUGGCGUACGACAAGGCCACCAAAACUCCGCAGGAGAUGAACGUGCACAGAGCACUGGCGGACAUCUUGAGGCAGCAAGGCCCCGUUCCCAUUUCGCAGUAUGAGCAAGACAACUUGGACGCCAUGAUGAAUGGGUCACCAAAAGACGAGACGCCAGUCCGGACCUGCAAGAACAACUACACGCCCGUGCAUGCCAAGUCCUCCAACCAUGGGCAUUAUGGGAUGGAGACAAUUCACAGCGGAGGUGCAGACAUGCUCAUUUCAUCAGGCUUCGUAACGCUCGGAAGGGGACACCUCAAAGCGCAGCACUCCAUCAACGAUUCUGCCCAGAUGCCCUGGCAGAAUGAGCGUGACCUCCCCGUCUCGUACGGAAAUCACCAUCACCAUGACUACCAGCACAGCCACGUGGAUCUCACAGCUCUCACGCCAAAGCUGGCAAACAGACACGGCCGACACGAGCGAGCGGCGCGCCACAACAACAUCCUGACGGCGGCCACCGAGCCGUACGACCUGUCACUGUCCAGAUCCUUUCAGAACCUCAGCCACAUGCCACCCGCCUACGAGCUCGCCCUCUCGUCUGACUUGAGUGACAAGGAAGUGGAUGACUUCUAUGCCAGGAAGCAUCACCAAGCGGACUUUGGCGGCCGAGGCCACACCCAUAUGGCCAUGCUAAACGAUCCGCCGCCAUUGCACCACCAUCAACAUCAUCAACAGCAACAUCAGCAACGUCAGCGCCCUCACCGCGUCCAGCGUGCUAUGUCACAGGACCAUGUCCUGUCCCCGCCGCGGACUCCCCGCCGCGGGGACUGUGGCCUCUCAUCUUAUGGCAAUGCAGCUCCGACUUCCUACGGGGGCAAUCGCCACCCGUCAGAAGAACUGCUACUGUCGGCAGAGCGCCUACGCUCCCAGGAUCCUUUGCUGUCUCCCGCCGUUCGUCGCAACAAGUUUCGCCAAAAGGCCAUGGCCCGUGCCAUGUCUCACGCCGACAUGCUGAUGCCCACCACGCCCAUGCAUGAACGCCACCACAUGGGCAAAAUGCUGUCUGAGCCUGGCGAUACCUACAACACACUCGGCGUCAACAACCUCAGCGUCAACACGCUCAGCGUCAAUACGCUCGGCGUCAACACGCACGCCAGCACCGCCAAAAGGCAGGCCUUUGCCUCGCGCCGGACGCACACGGUGGACCACCUGCAGUUUGGCACAGGACAUCAUCAUGGGACAAACGAGGUCACCGUUUGACUGCAGCAGACGAGACCGCUUCCUGUUGCUCCACUUCCUGUCGCCCACCGGCGAACAGCGUCACAAGGGCUUCACUGUGGCGACCAAUCCUCCAUUUUAUAAUAUUAACACAAUUGCGCAUAUAGUACUUCACAUUAGCAUUCAAAUGUUCAUGCAAAUGUUAGAGGUGACACCAUCAUUUGGUAAACUGCUGAAUUCUAAAAUGACGCCAUCUUCAUUACUUUUUUCUUAGCGCUUGAACAAACACUAAUGCUAGCGAUGAUGUCAAAAUUUGGUAAAAUGAUAAUGCUAAAAUGACAUAAUCUUAACAAGGUUGUUCUUAACGUUAUCAUAGCCACACGAAUUAUUGUGAUGAUGUCUUCAUUAAGUAAAUCGUAAAAUGAUGACCCUAACCCUCAAUUUUGUAGUUAUUGGUGUUCCCGUGGCCCUGCAAAUGCUGUAGUUGCUGACUAAAAUCCUAAAUGUUAAAAUGCCAAACGUUAAAAUUAAGUCGUUUUUUUGUGGCCACUCAAAUCCUAGUGUGACAACAUCAUUAGCAUGUUACAAUGUGACGUCUUGGAUAGCAUUCACUCGCUAGGCUAAGAUGACGUCAAUCUAUGUAAAUACAACCAGCAAAGUGAUUGUUUUAUCACUUCCUGUUCUUGCUCCUACACUUCCUUUUGGCUUUUGGUGUAGAGACGAAGGUGUUUCUCACCUCAUCGCAAGGGCUUCAAGCAGAUCCUACAUUUUGGAACCGAGGACAUAAAGUAUUUCAUCUAGCACUGGAAUUGGGUUAGGUUGCCGCCCCAAUGUCAAUUCACUGUGAUGAAUGAACACAGGACUGAUUCAAUGAUCGCUGUGUAGAACUCCCUCAACAGCUCCUGUGGUUGGCCAUGCUUCCUCAGAAGCUGCAGGAAGGACAUCCUCUGCUGGGCCUGUCUGAAGAUGGAGUUGAUGUUGGUAUCUUACUUCAGGUCUGAGGAACUGUAAUUGCCAGGAACUUCAAAGUCUCGAUGGUUGACACAGAACAGUUGGACAGCGAGAUGGGCAGCUGUAGUAUUCAUGUGGCCAUACAAAGUCAAUGUCGCCUUAGCAUUCAUACAUCCACGGAAAAUUUGAUUGUGACAUCUUGGUAGCUGUAAUACUAAAUGCUAAAAUAACUCCUCAUCUUUGCAACAUUAUUCUUAGCAUUGCAUUUAGCACAGCCACACAAUUGCUAGCACUGACGUCAUUGUUAGCUAAAAUGGGACCAUUGUUGCAACAUUAUUGUUAUUUUUCACUCAGCCACUCAAAGAUGACAUCGUGUUACCAUUUUCGUGUGAUGAAAUCCUCAUCAACAGUAAAAUGACAUCUAUGUUAGUGUUCGCACUAAAAUGAUGUCAUGCCAAUGUAAUGACAUAAAUACGAGAUGUCGUAGCAAAUGACAUAGCACGACAUCAUGUUAGCAUUUAUGCAGCCAACCAGAUGCCAGUGAUGACAUCAUCAUGAACAUUAGAAUAUCUUUGGUAAUGUUCCCAUGAAAAUGAAGUAACAUCAAUGGAAUCACAUCAAUAUUAGAAAAUGUAGCACACAACAUCGCACGACAUUUACUUCAGUGCUGACGACGACAUCGUUGGGUGACUGCACAAGCGCCGAGUGAUGAGGACUUCAUCUUCGCCGAGCCACGUUAUUUACCAUUCAUGCAGAUGCGCCAAUAUGACAUCAUUGCUAACGUUUGCUGAUCCCAAGAGCUGCGCAAAAACAUCUUUCCCAUUGUCAUUAGCAUUCAUGCGACUAUGCUUAAAUACUGUAAAUAUGCUUCUGUAAAUGCUCUCCCAGUCAAACUUUUUUUCUCUAACGUAGACCUUUUAAUCUAGAUAAGAUUCAUGUUAUGUCACGUGUUACGCGUUUAUUAGCACCUUUAGCUCAGCGCUGUUAACGUCCUCUGCAUUUGAGGUCGCACCGCAUCUGAGUGUUUGCAGGAAAAAAAUCAAGACAAUGGCCCGUCAAGCUCCUCCUUCCUGCCUCCUUUCCCUUCCACAUUCAAUUGGAUAAAUGCUUUUCUGGCAGCCAUCACACGUUAAAAAAAAAAACGAAUUAAAAGUUGUUUUUAUACCAAUUGUGUGUACGUGUGUUUAAGUGUGCGCGUGUGAGUGGCAUCUCUUGACCCACCCUUUCCCCUUGUGUCCAGCCAA
Molecule: messenger RNA, 4018 nt
Organism: Syngnathoides biaculeatus (alligator pipefish)
Lineage: Eukaryota; Metazoa; Chordata; Actinopteri; Syngnathiformes; Syngnathidae
Product: protein shisa-6-like
Exons: 9
Coding region: 120-1865 (581 amino acids)
Biological process (GO): regulation of AMPA receptor activity; regulation of short-term neuronal synaptic plasticity
Cellular component (GO): postsynaptic membrane; dendritic spine membrane; postsynaptic density
Source: RefSeq, a predicted model, not a curated record